AUGUCUACCAACACACAGCCCAACACUCCCGCGCAAUGGCUGAAAUUCAGCCAGCUGAAGUCGGUGGACGCCAUCCCAAACCACGAGUCCAAGGAUGAAGACAACGCAAUGGGACCAAGUUACCGUUCAAUCUUUCUAGACGGAACAUCCAUCCUACAGCAGCUCCCAGGCUACUGUGAGAUGUACACGGAUAUCCUCGCAUUGACCGAGCCCGAGAUCCAGAUGUCGGCCGACGAAUUGACCGACCUCGAAAUCAAUGCCCGGGUAAUCACCGCCGACCAGCCCGUCCAUCUCAACAUGUCGACGCGUGGAGCCAAAAGUUGUGUCAUGGUCAUCUAUGCCGCCGUGCUCGAUCAGCCCAUCAGCGUUUCGAUCCAAGGCAAUCAGCGCACGGAGCUGGAGCUGGGAGCAGAUUCUGGCCACCUGCAAGCCGAGAUCAAGUUUGACGAGGGCCAGCUGAAAGUCUCUUACCGCGACCGGCACGGGGACGACCGCACCCCGGUCUACCAAGCCUUCCUGGACACGGAGCUGCGCGUCGCCCUCGCCGUCUGCUGGUCGUUGCCCGCCGUCGCCAUCUCCAUCUGCUCGUUUGUGGCAAAGUCGGCGGCCACCGCGGGCUCGCACGCGCUGUCCCAGGCCCAAGCCGUGUCCCUGGGCCAGCAGCUGGCGGCCCGUGCCAUGACCGGUCCCGACUCGUACUUUGCUCCGACCCUCACCUUUGACGACUUUGCCGUCACGCUCGAGUCCCAGCGAAAGGCCGCCGAGGCUUUUCAGCACCAAUACGAGAACUUUCAGGCCGCCAAAGACCGUGUCGAUGACGCCAAGGCGGCCGGGGAAACCCUUUUGGCAACUGUGCAGCACGAAAAGGAAACCAGACUCGAUCUGCAGUCGCAGGCCUUGGGUAAGUACCAGGCGGCAGCAGCUACCGUCGACGCCUGUGACAAGCUGCUCAGUGAUGAUGAAGAAGACCUGAGACAUGCAAAAGAUUGGUUCGAAACCGGUCUCGACGAGUGGAUAAGGAGGCAGACCUUCCUGGCCAUCUGCACAAUCCUUGGUGCCGUCUUCCAAUUUGCGGCCGGAAUCUACGCCGUCGGCAAGGGGUCGGGCGACCCAGGCGCGGUCGAAAAAAUCGUCGAAGACGUUGAAAAGGCCGAGAAAGCGGCGGGGGCUGCCGAGGAUGUCAUCCUCGGCUCCAAAGCCUUCAAGCAGCUGUGGGAAUAUACCAAAGCAUUGGGGAAGCUGUAUCCUCACAUUUCCGAUGUCGUCUCUGCCGUGGGCAAAAUCGACCGUCUGGGAGAUGAUGAUGAGAUUGACAUUCCGACCUUGGGCGGCGACGUCUCUGGCUCCGACGGGACCGACGCAGACGCCAGCUUGAUCAUGAGUCUGGCCGCUUGGGAUGAGUGGCAGUUGGACUCGGACCAGCAGAUGGAAUGGGCCACCUCGCAACAGAAUCCCGCCAUCGACGGAGCCAGUGAAUAUCGCUUGACCCUGCGCAAGCAUGCCAUUCACGGCCGCGCCUUGGCCCAGGCCCAGGCCGAGGCUGUCAAGCAAGGUCAGGAAUAUGUCCAGGCCACGCUCAUUGUGCUCCAAGCCAACCGCGACAUCGAGGCCAUCGACGGCCUGCUAGCCCACUACGAGGAAGAGAAGGAUGCAUACGCUCAGGUCGAAGCAAAGUUUUACGAUCGAUACCUCCAGCUGCAGACCACACUCGCCAUUCAGUUGCAAUAUGCGGUCGAUGCCUGUCGAUUCUACACCCUGAAAGAACCCGCAGUCAUCCUGGACUCGCAGAUGUCUGUGGACGAUGUAACCAGCUGCAUUGCAGAUCUGCGGGGUGCGAUGCAAGAUGUGGAUAUACAAUAUGCAAACGGAUACACGCCUACCACUCCUACCACAUUUUCUGACGAGUUGGCAUCCGAAUUUCCCGAGACGGUCAUCGCCGGCCUGAAGAGCAGCGAGAAAGGGUAUAGUGCCACAUUUACGCUAUUGCCCAUACCAGGCGCCAACUACGACCCCGGUCCGGAAAACUACGCAUACCCCUUUACAGGGGGGUUCCACUAUCGGCUGAACGGGCUGGAGCCGCGCUUGAUGGGUGUGAAGCCGCUGCCCGCCGCGGUGCACGAUGGCCGCGCGCUUGUCAGGUUCCGCAUCGAAACCUCGGGUACCUAUUCGGAUCUCGGCUACGACCCCGACACCAAGGAAUCCAAGGUCUGGCAUUUCGUCAGCAAGCUCCGGCAGAACCGCUACGUCUACGAGGUUGACGAGUCGGGCGCUUGGCUCCGCGACAGGGAGCGAGCCCAGUACGACGACCACGAGCACGCGCAGCCUCCGCCCUUUACACUCUGGAAGCUCACUCUUGAAAACCCAGAAGACCUGGAUUUGAGUACACUGGAUAAGCUGGAGCUACACUGGGACGCAUUCUACCGGCCAGUCUUUUCAUUAUGA
Messenger RNA from Beauveria bassiana ARSEF 2860, 2442 nucleotides. RefSeq lists its product as uncharacterized. The record is from RefSeq and is a predicted model, not a curated record. The transcript has 5 exons. Lineage: Eukaryota; Fungi; Ascomycota; Sordariomycetes; Hypocreales; Cordycipitaceae. Bases 1 to 2442 code for a protein of 813 amino acids.